Messenger RNA from Paramecium tetraurelia, 7191 nucleotides. RefSeq lists its product as uncharacterized. Gene Ontology annotation, molecular function: adenylate cyclase activity. Gene Ontology annotation, biological process: adenylate cyclase-activating G protein-coupled receptor signaling pathway; intracellular signal transduction; cyclic nucleotide biosynthetic process. The record is from RefSeq and is a predicted model, not a curated record. The transcript is spliced from 6 exons. Lineage: Eukaryota; Ciliophora; Oligohymenophorea; Peniculida; Parameciidae.
AUGGGUCUUUUGAGAAGAUUGUCUUAAAUAUUCAAAUCAGAAGUUCCUUAGACUAAUAAUGAUCAUUUGCAUGAGAAUUAACAGUACUCAAAGAAGAUUGUUUUGGAAAAUGGAGAGAGUGUAAAUGUGAGAGGAAACGAAAACCAAUUCAAUUUGGUAAAGACGAGUCGAUACACAUUAACUAACUGUUUAUAUGUGUUGAUAAUUAAAUUUUUUAAGCGAUUUCUGAAUUUGUACUUAUUUGUCAUCAACAUGAUCUAAUUAGACUACAACUAUCUAAUUUCACUUCUAUUAACAUUUACUAUACACAUAAUAAUUGAAUUGUACUUCGAUACUCAAAAGCGGAAACGUGAUGAAAUCGUCAACUCUCGUUAGGCAACCGUGUUUGCUGAUUUAAAAAAAAAUGUCUAAAGUGUUGCAUCCCAAAAUUUAAUUAAAUUGGGAGGAAGGAAAUCACUAAAUUAGAAUAUCGUUGAGCACGAAAACUUGGUUAAUAACAACAAUUACCAAAAGGAUAUUUGCAUGAGAAAAGUAAGCAUAGAUACUGUGACGUAUCGAUAGGACAAAUAAUCUAGAAUUCCUUUAUUUACUAUGAAGCGAUGGGAUUAACUGUAAGUAGGGGAUAUCAUAUAUUUAAAAAAUAAUGAAAUAUGUCCUGCCGAUGUCUUGAUUUUGGACAUGGGUCAAUCAGUUAGUAUGGCUAGCAAUACUGUGAUGAGUGGAAAUACAAAUGAAGUUAGAAAGAGAGCAUGUCCCUUAACUACAAUAUCGAAAGAACACAAAAUACAAUUGCUUGAUUAUCGCACUAUUUUGAAUGGGGUUAUUAGAUAUGAUUAGACUGACUCAGAUCAAUAUUAUAAGGGCAUGGUAAAAUUGAAGAAGGAUCCAAAACCUUUGGAAAUAAACAAAGAAAACAUCUUCUUCAGAGAACAAUUACUCUUAAAUGACUUGUACUUGUUUGGAGUAAUUCUCUCAGUUGGUCUUGAUUGCAGAUGCUAUAAGUCAUUUAAACAUGUAAGAAAAGUAUGGUUAUUUUUUGAAAAAAAGGCGAAUUUGUACUUCCUUAUAGCCAUACUGUCUUUAAUCCUGCUCAGUGUGAUUUAGUAUACUAUUGAAUAUUAUGGUGAACAUCAUAACAAUUUAGAAUUUUAAUUAAUGAACUAUUCUGGUUUAUUGCCUCUGUAUUUUUACUUUCUGAUUGACCUACUUUAUUUCACUCAAAUGUUGUACAAUAAUUACUUAUUUCUUAAGGAAAAAGGUAACUCAAAGCACCCACUCAAAGAAAUUAAUCCCUUAUUGGAUAAUGCACACAUAAAAUUAAACCAUUUGCAAGUGAAUUACUCUCCGAUUUCCAAUUUAUCAUUGAUAAACCAUGUCCUUAUUGAUAAAACUGGAACUUUGACGAUGCCCAAUUUUAAGAUCAAAUGGAUCUUCAUCUUUGAUUCCCUCUACAAAUUGAGAUACAAAGCAUUUGCAGAGAAGGAGUUUCAAAAUGCACUCAAGCAAACUAAAAUAAGACAGGAAUUGAAUCAACCAAUCGAUGAAAGAUUAGAACCUGAAUCUACUCCCAUGAUUAAAUGCAAUAAUAAUGAAGAGGUCAAUUUCAAAAUAGAAGAUUUAGAUGAUGAUCAUCCUCCAUAUGAUGAGUUGCAUCGUACUUAACCGCCCAGAUUCAGACCUGAAUCUUAACUCAGCAGUCAAUUCGAUCAAAGUGCUGAAGGAGCCUAAAUUUAAAAGUAAUCUUUAGCAAGAGGCAGCAGUCUCAUUGUCAACAGUCUCCAUGAAAGCAAAAGAUAAUUGACUUACUAAAGAGGUAGUUAAAAGUUCCAUGCUCCUAGAAUUCCAUCAAAUUUAGAAAUAGUCUCAGAAGUGGAGUUCUCUGGAAAUGAAAUCACUUUGAUUAGAAGAAUUCAAGAUGAUGAAUUCAAACCUCAUUAUUUUGAAGCCAUGUUCGCUUUAGUGGUAUGUUAGAACACAAGAUCACUUUAUUAAAAAAGUGAUGACUCGUUCUUCUAUGAAUAUAGUUCAGAGUUGGAUAAGUAGUAGUUAUAUUUGUGCAAGCAUUAUGGUUUUAAAUUCAUUUGUAGGAGCAAAUAGGAAAAUCAAAUGAGAUAUGUAAUUCAAGAUGGGGAAGAAAUCCAUUUGAUUGAUGUCAUGUCUUUACAUUCGUUUAAUUCCAGAAAAUUUAAAUUAUGCACCAAAUUAGGAUUAGAGAAUGAAGACUCACAAUACUUGUAAUACUUAAGAGAUGACAGCUUAGAUAUGAUAGGUUGUUUGUCUUUGGAAAAGGAUUAAGUGGCUAAAUUAGAUCUAAUGAUUAAGGACUUACAAGUCUAAGGUAGCAGACCAGUGUUGUUUUAUAGAAGUUUGAUGACUGAAAGCUAAAUGCAGACCUUCAAUAAAGAGGCCAAUAAAUUAUUAGACAUUCAAUCAAAUAAAAUUGAAUUCAUGCAUGAGUAUUAGUUUUUGAUGCAUGAAUUCGAAAAGAAUUGCGAUCUUGUGAGUGUGAUAGGAGUACAAGAAAAAGUCAAUAAGAAUGUGACUCCAACAUUAAAUUAUAUCAAAUAAUUAGGACUCCCAUGUUGGGUAGUUAGUGGAGACAAUUAUGAGAAAGUGUUACCUAUAGCCUAUAGGGUUUAAUUGUUAAAUCAAAAUGAUACGGUGGUUCAUAUCUAAGCAAAAACUUAGGAUGAAUUGUUCCUAUAAUUAAAACAAUUGUUAUAAAGUUUGAGUGGUUAAUUGAGAUCACAUUCAAAUAAGAAAGAAUUAAAACAUUCAGAUACUUUAAUUCAUAAAAAAGGCUCAUUUACUUGUAGUCCGAGAUGGAUUUCGAGUGGAUAGAAGAAUUUACAUAUAAAACCAUUUCAAAUUGUGAUAAGCGGAGAAUCUUUAGAGUAGAUCUUAAGAGAUGCUUAUUUAAAGAAACAUUUUUAAUUCCUAUUUCAAUUUACCUCUAAUUUCAUUGGUUAUCGGAUGACACCAUAAUAGAAGUCGAUUUUAAUUAAAUUACUAAAAGAUAGGAAGUUGAAUUAUAAAUUUAUAUUGUCCAUAGGAGAUAGUUUUAGUGAUAUCAAUUUAUUUAAUCAUUCGGAUUUCACAUUUUAAAUGCAAUCUGGAAGAUAGAUCUUUCCACAUGAUAAGAAUAAUUUUGAAGAUCUCUAACAUGGAAGAGUUUCAAUAAAAUAAUUGGAUUAAGAAUCAUAGUUCUGUUAGCACAAAUAAGAUCAUGGUUUUAUUGAACCAUUGUACAAUAGUGAUGUCUAUAUUAAGGAUUUUGAGUUGAUACACAAAAUGAUAGCAUUGGAUUCCAGAAAGGCAGCUUUGUACUUUGAGAGAAUUCUGAUCUUUGCAUUAUUCAGAAGUUUUGGAAUAAUCUAUUUGUUGUGUGUGACCUAAUUGAUUAGAGAUGAAAUUGUUGUGAUAACUAAGGAUUACUUAAAGUUUCACUCCAACAUCUUCUUUUUACUUUCAAGUUCCUUUAUUAUAAGCGAAAUCAGUGAGAAGGUUGAAAAUUUCAAUCACAAUGAAUUCAUGUAUUUCGUAUUCAAAAAUGAUUAAUUAGAGUUGAACCAUAAUAAGUUUGGUAAAUACAUAGCACGAAUCACAUUCUUCCCACUUAUUCAAGCCUUGCUCAUCAAUCUAUACACUUAAUAUGCAGAUCUAUCAAAUCAAAAUGGAAUAGUUCUAACAUCAAGUGAAUUAGGAUCUGGCCUCUUUCUACUCUUAUUAACUGUAGAUGCUUCGAAAUUGGUGCAAAGAAACUACAUCACCUAAAAACAGUUUGUAUUUAAUAUAGGAUUAACCUUUGGAUUAUAUACACUGAUAUCUCUUCAAUUUGAUUCAAUCUCCAUCAUCUAUUAAUGGGCAGCAUCCGUUUAAAUUCUAUUUUCCUUCGUAUUCAUAGUAGCAAUCCAUUGCAUCUUUAAUUUGGUACUGUAUCACAUUAACAGGCCUUUCUUUAUGCCUCUGGCCAUUUAGACAAGUAAGGAAUAUGACGAGAUCUUGAAAAUCUAUAAUAAGAUCUCAGGUGAUUUGGCUAAACAAAUCAAGUUACAUAGAGCAACGAUAGAGAAAAUCUCUUACUUUGCAAGGAAGCUCUUUAAUGGUGAUGAAGACAUGGAUCCAAUCAUUAAGUAGAUGUUGAGCGGAGCAUUUGCUGAUGAGACUGAAAACUCCAUAAAUUCAAUCACUCUCAGAUUCAAAUCUCAAUUGUUAUAAAAUAAGUUCACUGAAGAUACUCUUCAAUAUGUUGUGCGUACUUAUAGAAUAAUAGUGGCAAUAACAUUUUUAUUCUAUGAAGUAGCCACAUAUAUUAUAAUCCUGUUAGCCUUUGAUAGUUUUACAUUAUCUUAUUGGACUGAUUACUAUUACAUUUGUAUGUUUGGAGUACUACUAUUGCUUAUGUUAUUUUGCUGGUCUCGCUAUUAUAAAUUGUAUUUCUUCGAAGUAAACUUCAUCAUCUUGUUUAUUCGAUGCUCCUCAAUAAUUAUAUGGUUAUUCAACCAGGAUUAAUCAGUAGGAGGAAUGAAUCUCAAUAUGUUAUAACUGAGUUUGGCAGUCAAUAUCUAUCAUUACCAAGAAUAACCACUCAUUAGUUAAGUGUUUUCGGCCAUUUACGUGGCGAUUUACUUAAUCAAAAAAUCAAAUGAGGAUGAUGUCUAUAUUCUGAUCAAUCAAUACGUGAUGAGCAUAGCAUCAUUAUUCCUAUUGGUCUUGACAUUCAGAAGGAUUAUUCACAUAUUCUUGGAGGUCUUCUUAGGCAGAAUCAAUAUGAAUAAGGAAAACCAAAUAAUGAGUGACAUCCUCUCUAUUCUCCUUCCUCAAUUUAUCAGAGAUCGCAUCAAUAAGGCUGGUCAAUAUGACAUUCAGGAAGAUCAAGGAAUGGUGGCAGUGUUGUUUUGCGACAUCAUUGAUUUCGAUCAAUUAAUAAAGAAUGAACAAUCCAAUGUAGUUGACAUCUUAGAUAAGUUAUUCAGAAGAUUUGAUUUACUUUGUUAACAACAUGAAGUUCAGAAAAUCGAGACUGUGGGCAAAACCUAUAUGGCUGCUGCUGGACUCAAAAUUCAUGUUAGUUAGAAGUCCAAUCCUGUCAAUAAGGUGAUUUCAUUGGCAUUGGAUAUGAAAAGGUAUGUGAUGUCUAAUGAGACCUUUUAAAUUAAAAUUGGUAUUCAUUAUGGGAAUGUCAUUGCUGGAGUCAUUGGACAUCAUAAGCCCUAAUUCAGUUUGAUUGGUGACACUAUCAAUACAGCAAGUAGAAUAUGUUCGACGGCUGAAUCUUGGGAUGUUGCCAUUUCUGAAUAGGCAUAUCGAUAGACUAACAAAUAUGAAUUAGUGUAUGUCUAGAGAGACGUAGUUGCUAAGGGGAAGGGGAAAUUGAUUACUUAUGUUGUUAACACCAAGAGGGGAGGGAAGUAAAGAAAGUAGACAAUCAUGAUUCAAAGACCUCCAAAACAACCCUUUAGAGAUCCAAAAGACUAUUAAAACUUGGAUUAAGUCCAUGAGAAUUAACUAUCAGAAAUUGGCAUUGGUUCAAAUAGGGAAGUAUAACCUCUUGUGAAUAGAAAUGAAGAUCCUUAACCAGUGACUCUGAAUAAAAAGCAGAAAAGUGAAAUUUACAGUUUCGUAACAAAAACACAAAAGUAAAUUUCCAUUGAGAGUCCAAACAAAUCGCUUCAAUAAUAAAUGCUCUUCUACAUAGUCUCAAGCAUUAAUUAAAUCAAGGAGGGGGGUCUUCAAAAAAUUAUGCUUCUCAAUCCAUUAUGGGAGGGAUAUAAUCCUAAGGAUCUAAUUCAAUUGUUGGAGAGGAAGACUCGAUGUGAAUUAAAUGUUUCUGAUUAUCAAUUAAAUAUGGAAUACCAUGUGGAAAAGGAUAAGAUCAGGGCUCUUUAUAGUGUCGAUGAGGAUGCUUAAGGUCAAAACUUAUUAUUGACUCUUAAUCCAAAGAAGUUGUAUUUGGAAUUCAAUGAAGAUGCCACUGUCACAUUAGAGUUUUACGAAUUUCUAUCAUCGUUGUAUAGACCAUUUGCAGUUCAAUAUUUAUUGACUAUAGGCUCUUGUGUUCUUAUAAGUUCAAUGUCUUGCGUGAGUUUGAAUGGAUAGAUAUACUUGGCGAAUUUGAUAACUGGAGUCAUGGUGGGUCUAUUGCAUUUGCUGUAGUGCACUCUGAUCCACAGAUACGAAUCAUUCUAUAAUGUCAUAUACUUCUUGAUAUUAGCGUAUUUGUUACUUGGAAGUUACGCCUUGGAUUGCUUCUUAAUCACAGAUCAUUACGAGAUUUAGAUGGCCAAAGGGAUCAUUUAUUGUUUAAGUGUUCUUCUUAACAGAGUUCUUAGACAUUAAAAUAAGUUGGUUUAUCUGGUUCUGUUUUUGGGAGUGACAAUUGCUGCCAUCAUAGUGAAUGAUUGGCCAUGGAGUAGAUUCUAUUAUUGUGCUGUGAUUUCGAUAUUCGCCUUUUGCAUUUAAUUGUUCAUGUUUUUGAAGAAUGUCAAUUCCUAUAAUGUCAACAAAUAAUUAAUUGAAAAAUCAAUCAAGUACCAGUAUUUAUUGAAUUAUUUAUUGCCUAAAAAUGUCCUUGAGGAGUUUUUCAGGCCAAACGAGGAGAAACGUGUACUAAGAGAAUAGGCUGAUGAAGUAACUUUGCUCUUUGCUGAUAUUGCAGGUUUUACUGAGUAUUCGAGCAAAGUACAACCUGAAUAAGUAGUUAAUAUGUUGAGAAACCUCUUUACUGAAUUUGAUAAAAAUAGUCUUCUGCAUAACGUCUUCAAACUCUACACCAUUGGAGAUUGCUACGUUGUCAUGGGAAUGGUCGAUUAUGGCAAGGGAAUCCAAAGGAAUCCCUCAUAAGAAGCAGUCAAUGUCGUAAGAAUGGGAUUCGCAAUGAUCGAUGCGAUCAGAAGAGUGAGAGCCCACAUCAAUCAUCCCACGUUGGACAUGAGAAUCGGAGUCCAUACUGGAUCCAUCAUUGGGGGUGUUCUUGGCACUGAGUUGGUUAGGUAUGAUAUUUAUGGGCCUGAUGUUUUGAUUGCGAAUAAAAUGGAGUCCAAGGGAGCCAAAGGGUUUGUGCAGGUGUCUCAAGAAACUAAGGACAUUAUUGAGAGGGAAUUCCCUGAUCUGUUUAGAUUCGAAUAUAAGCAAUCUAUUGAGUUUGAAUCUAUCGAGAGAAAGACAUCAGGCUACUUUGUUUAUUAAUGA